UAAUAAUAAUAAUGCCAUGUUUCUAUCAGACCCAGAAAUCCCGCAGAGUGAGCUGGAAUUCUGUUUCUCUGUUUCCCCUCCAUACCCACUGGCUCCUCUCUGCCCACUCCCUCUUGGACUGCAUCACCAGGGUGCCUCACUGUCUGGCCCUAGUGGAAUUCAAACAGUGGAGGAUGUCAUAGGAGGUGGGAGAGAGAGAGGAGAGGUGGUUAUUCGCUCAGAUUCUUCCUUGCUGGUUUGGCAGUGGCCACAUCUUUCUACUGAUGGCUGCAGCUCCUGAUAAUCCUCCUCUACCGCCACAGCUCUCUUUGGGAUCUGUGGACACCUUUCCUGUCCCUCUAGACCCAGGGAGAUAACAGCUCCCACUCUUGCUGGUCCAGGACAUUCCUCAUCUCUUACUGGUUCCCUUAAAUCUGUCCACACUUCUGUGAACAGCCCCUUUCCUCAAAUACCCAUUCCAAUAUGUCCUCUGGCUUCCACCAGGAGCCUGACUGAUACCCACAGGUGGGUGAAUGCUGGCGUGCUGCUGGGCCCCUCUUCCUCUGGUGACUGGCCAGCCAAGUCUCCAGGAGUCUCGUUAGGGUGGGCAGGUGGUGGGCACAGCACAAACUGUGAGCUCAAAUCCACAGAGCAAAAGUGGGAGAAGACACUGGCAGGAUGGACUGCCACAAAACUCUUGGCAUUCGUGACGUCUGUCCUUUAAAUCACGCAAGGCAUCAUCAUGCUUCAGACAUGAGACAGCCUAAGUAUUUAAGUAUUUCAAAUAAACAAAUUGUUUUUCAGAAUUGGUCAUUGCUAAGUUGGCAAAUUGCUAUUGGAAACGUUGGCUGUCCUUGACUCAAUGAUUCAGCCAGCUAGUCCCUUGCCAAACUAGUUUGUUGGGCAAAUUCCACCUUGAGAAUUUAUCUGCUCCUGUCAAAGCCAGAUUCUCCCUGCCUGAGGGGAGGCUGGACUUGACCUUCUGACUCAGGAUAUGCUGACUUGGGUCCCUAGGUCCAAGGGCGGCCCUCUUGGGCCCACUGUGGGCUGGACCUCUUCCAUGAUGGGGUGGUGGAGGGCAGGCCCCACCUGAUUCACACUUGACCUCAUCCAGGCAGGUGAAGUUCCCUGCAGGAGUCACCUGAGCCCAGCCCCUCAGACCAGGAUCCAUCCUGUUUAGGAGGAUUUGGGGCUAUCUCAUGUUCUUUGGCUAGAAAGGGGUCCCACUCUUAGGGGUCUGCCGUCUGUGGGGCACAGAUGGCUUGCUGGGGCCCAUGGACUGGGCUGGGUGGACGGGAAUCUGGUCACAGCAGCAGCGGCUGGAAGGCCAAGAGGGAGGGCACCAGGGUCUGGGACCCAUGUCUGGUCCUGGGCCUCCCCGGGCCUCUUGCCUUCUCCCCAGCAGGCAUUUGGGAUCUGUGUCUAGACCCAACCUUGCCCAGAAGGCCAUGGUGUGUUGUCAUUAGAAUCACAGUGCUCACACCAAGGCAGUGCAUUAAAUUAGCAGGGCAGGGUCUCAUGGGCAGGGGACCAUGUGGAGGGGGUGGGGGGAAGGACAGUUGUCCCCAGAGGCUGCGGUGGGCCUGGCUCUGGUCUGGGCAGUGGGCCAGGGUCCUGCUGUGUGGCUGAGCUCUGACAACAGGCUGUCUGGGUCUGGUGAGCUCCUGAAAGCGGGGACUGGUGGAGAGUACCCUAGGGUGGGAGCUCAUGAGGAGGGGGUCUGUGGGGUCUGGAAGCCAUUCUAGAGCAGGCAGAUGACAUUUAUCAGCGGAACAGGCAUGGAAAGGACCCUUGUGUGAGUGGAGGACACACAGCCUCAGAAGAAACAGGGAAGGGGCUUUGACAGGUCCAGGGAGAAUCCCUGAGGUUUCCUAGAACAAUUCCCACCAGCCAUGUCCCAGGUGUCCCCCCAUCCCCCAGGCCUCUGCAGUGCCAGCCCAAUGCCCUGGGCAAAACAUCCUGGACUCUGGCUGUUACAAAAGGAGGACAGGGUCAUCUGGACCCGCCUGAGCUCCAGGCCCCCGACUUUCACAGCCCCUUCUGGGUCCAGAAGUUCAUACGUAUAUAAAUGAAAAAUGUGCAAGAAUCAUAUUAUUGUAUUCUUUUUCAUAAAGAGGGCCCCUCUAAAUUGUUUAAGCCCCAAUUCACCCCUGCCCAAAGGAGAUAGCAAUGGCAUGUGUGGGGCCGUAGUCUUGAGACCCAGAGGUCCUGCUGCCCACAAUACCCACUGUCCACCCUAGGGGGACUGGCCGUAGCCCUGGAGCCCACAAACACCAUGCAGGAAUGCAAGAGGGUCUCAGCUCCCAAGUCCCAGGCUGGGAGGGCCCACAGUCCAGUAAACUAAUCAGGCCCCAACACACCCAGGAGAGCAGCUCCAGGAGCCUGCAUUGAAGAGAGAGCCUCAGACCCCUGCCACAGGCCUGCACCCCAGAAGUAGGAGGAUGGGAAGAGCUCUCCUUGGCUCCUGGCCAGCGGAAGUCACAUUCCCCAGCCCUCUGGCUCCAAGGCAGCCUCACGUCCCAGUCACUCCUUGGCCCACCCUACCGGUUGGUCAGAGCUCACUGCCAAAGGGCACCUCAGUGAUGAGUGGAGGGAACAGGUGUUUACCAGGAGCUUGCAUGCUUUGUCUCAGGGACGAUUAGUGACACAGCCAGGAAGGCACGCUAUCCCCAUUUUACAGAUGAGGAAACGGAGGCUCAGGUUGGGCUGGUGACUAAGGGAAGCAGCAUGUGGCAGGUGGCUUGAGGCAUGUCUGUCCAUCAUGAGUAACUAGGGAGCAGCCCUGCCACUCCUCAUGCGAUGCACCAGGAGCCAGGGAAGCUGCUUUCUAGGGGAUUCUAGCUAAGGCCAGAAGCAUCUCCCUGAGUGGUGGUGGAGGCCUCUGUCUACUCCUCCAGGACUGCCAGGGGAUAGGAGGGCACUGCUGGCCUCACAGACACUCUUGGGUGAGUGAGCAUCAGCUGAGCGAAGCCAGGUGACUACACUUCUGCCCAGUGCUGUGCCCCCCUCUGACUCGGGCAAGGCACCACCCUGAACGCCCCACCCUGUCCCAUGGAGGCCGCAAACUGCUCUGCAGAGCCAGGGUCUCCAGGAAUGGGGAGGGCAGUCACCCUCACUCCACUUGUGUUCAUGACCCAAAGGACUGCCCAGGUCUCCAGGCCCAUAGAACCCCUAAACCUCUUACUAGGCCACACUGGGGACCUUGAGCAGCAGGCUUGGAAUCCUAGGCCUUGUCUCCAGGUACAUAUCAGUACCCAGGCUUGGGAAGUUUUGGUCUCAGGGGGGCUGGCACUCAGGCCCUCUGCCUCAAGGAAGAGGCAUGUCCAGAUCUCUCCUGUCCAGCCCUGCUCCCUGCCCCUAUCCUUCACGGGGUCCCUAGGACAGGGUAACAGAAGCCUCAGGCUGUCAGGGGAUGCUGCCACCCCAGUGCCAGGGUGGCUCCGCCCAGCCCCUUCCUGCUGCCGCCCUUGCUGACUCACCUGUCCAGCCUCCUACUGGGCUGGGGCGAGGGCUUGUUGUCCCAGAGCCUAGACAGGCACCAGAGGCAGCUAUAAAAGCAUGUUGGGCCAGUCCUCAGCAUCCUAGUUCACCACUGUCUGCUGCCACACGAUGCUGGGAGGCCUGGGGAAGCUGGCUGCCGAGGGCCUGGCCCACCGCACCGAGAAGGCCACCGAGGGAGCCAUUCAUGCCGUGGAGGAAGUGGUGAAGGAGGUGGUGGGACAUGCCAAGGAGACCGGAGAGAAAGCCAUUGCUGAAGCCAUAAAGAAAGCCCAAGAGUCAGGGGACAAAAAGAUGAAGGAAAUCACUGAGACAGUGACCAACACAGUCACAAAUGCCAUCACCCAUGCAGCAGAGAGUCUGGACAAACUUGGACAGUGAGUGCACCUGCUACCACGGCCCUUCCCCAGUCUCAAUAAAAAGCCAUGACAUGUG
Messenger RNA from Pan troglodytes (chimpanzee), 3912 nucleotides. It is a transcript of the gene FAM25A, whose product is annotated as family with sequence similarity 25 member A. The transcript has 3 exons. The record is from RefSeq and is a predicted model, not a curated record. NCBI's taxonomy places the organism in Eukaryota, Metazoa, Chordata, Mammalia, Primates, Hominidae. Bases 3589 to 3858 code for a protein of 89 amino acids.